UUGACUGUGAUGAAAGUCAGUUAAAACUUGUUCAUCUGGAAUUAUGCUUUAUAUUGCUUAAAAACGAAAUGGCCUCAAUCAUGCACUUAUAGGGUGACUCAUUUAACAAGUGUAGUACCUGGCUACGAAAUGGGAUCGUUUGCGGAUUACAUGGGAGAUCAUAUUUGGAUUCCUAUCCUGAUUGCUCUUGGCAUUGCAUUCCUGUUAAUCAUCAUAGUUUGGAUUCUCUGUAAACGCAGGAGAUGGAAUCGCUAUGUGAGUCAGAUUGGCAUAGAAGAGGAUAGAUCAUUAAUUGAGAAAUGGGAUGAAGAGAAAAGACUUCAGAAGAGUGUAGAAAGAGAUGCAGUGUUGCUGAACUGUUAUUACUAUUUAAAGGAUUCCAAAAAGUACAGUUUUAUUGAUCAUCUACCAGAUAUGGGUAGCAGAGUAAAUAAACAAUGGUUCCUUGUAAAGGACAGUAAACAAGCCAUAAAUGCAGUGUUAACAAUGACACCUUGGAGCUCACAAACUGUGAUUGACUUUACCAAGGCCACAAAGAAAACUUUGAAAGAGCUGUUCUCGCUGUUGCAGUUUCCCUACCUCUUUCCAUUGAUGGAUAUUGAUUUUGUAUUUAGUCACAACCUAGUGAUGUUCAUCCAUCCUUACAGAUCUGCUGGAUCACUAAAAGAUCUUAUAUAUGGGUCUCGUCCUCAGUCGUCUUGGGUUGAAAAGUACCAAGCGAGGGGAAAAGCUCUUUCACUCACACAAAUUCGUAAUUUUGGGCGACAAGUCUUAGAGGCGCUGGUUUAUCUGAGAGAUAAAGGCUUCCCAACAUGUGGUCAUGUUCACUCUGGAAAUGUCUUUAUAAUCAAUGGAACAGCUAAGCUCUCUGGCUUUGAAAAUUCUAUGUUUGGCUGGAAAUCAAGGCUUUAUCCCACCAUUAAAAAGCUUAUCAAAAACAGAGACGAUGAUAUUGAAGUUAUUCAGUUUGGACACUUGCUGUAUGAAAUGCUGGCCGGGUGGGAGUUGACCACAGCAGAACCAAGGAGAGAACAGCUAAAAAACUUUAAAAACACCCCAGUUGUGGAGGUUAUCAAUUUUUUAUUCUUUAAUGAGAGCGAAAUGUAUCCAACCCUGGAUGAGCUUUUAGCUCAUUCAUUCUUCCAAGGAGGUGAUGUCAGUGGACUUAAAAAGUUUAACCCUGGUCCAAUCCGAUUUAGUUCAAAUGUGAAACAACUCCUUAAACUAUAUAGGAAUGAUGGCGAAGAAAGACAAAGGAAACGAAAAAUGUCCUCGAGGAAAUCAAAACAAGACGACAGCAAAGCAGUUAAGAAGGAGAAGAGUUCUUCCAAAUCAAAAGCCAAACGCACGUCUGUGGACGAAAAAAGGGUUCCGACCGUCCAGUUCCUGGCCACUUAUCCGCCGAAACCACCUCCACCUCCUGUCCCAAGUGAAGUUCCACCCCCUCCUCGGUUAAAACGUCCAUCAGUGCCUGUAGAAAAAGCUGCACCAAGACCUCCGAGCAGUUCUGGCCGAGGAGCACUCCUGAGUCAAAUCCAAAAAGGUGCAAGGCUUAAAGCGACAAAAACGAACGACAGAAGCGCCCCGCAAGUAUGAGCGGCAGCUGCUGAUUUUAGCCCAGUAUUGAAUGAUGCAGCACAUAAGUUAAUCCUGUACAUGACAAUGAUGCCAUAUUAGACGUGCUAAUAAGUGCAAGGUCUACUCGUGCAGGAGGUGAAAUUGACGGACAAAAGAUACUUUGAGUAGAUCUAUUUUUAAUGUCGUAGAGUAUUGCUAUUAUCAUCGUAUUUCUCAUUGUUGCUAUUUUUUCUCAAAUUCAUUUUGAUCGGUCGUGCCGGAUUUUAAGAGAUUAUAGGGAACUUUCAAGAUCCGUCUUAGACGGUUGAUCUGUAGAAUAACAGCAGCUAGAGUUUAUUAGUACUCAUUAUUACUCGAACUUACUCGAAAAUUUCAUAGAAAGAUUUUGGCAAGCAUUUCAAAUUUAAUAUAUAAUUUCAAAUUAAUAAAUUAUUAACCGGUCACAGCCUCAGCUGUUCUAACAUGAAUAGCGAGAUCGUAAAUCUUAUCUGUCACAAACGUGAACCUAGAAAAGGAAGAGUUCUUUCAUUUGUUCCGUUGCGUGAUUGCGCGUAAUUGUUCUUUCCCAUCAGCUCAAGUAUUUGAGCACGUCACGCAACGUGUGUCUGUGUGACAAGGUUAAACAACGGCUGUACGGAGACUAGUUGGGUAGUGUUUACUAAAUGCCCUUUUUUUUUUAAUUCAGUUACUCUUUUAUCUCUUUUGCUAACCUUAUCCAAAGAAAUUAAGAAACAAUUAUGAAAUACGAUAAAUUUAAUGAUAGAGAGAGAAAGAGUAACGAUUAUCAGUUUUUUUUUUGUAUUGUGAGAUCUAGAAGAUAUUUAUUUGCUAUGUUUAAAAGCUUCGAGUCGCUAUUUAAUUUAUUACAUCCUAAAAGUAGAUUACAAGUAGAUUUAUGCAAUAUAGCGUUAUUGAUGCGUGACGUAAUAAUUUACUAGGAAAAUGGAAUUUGAAGCCUUUGUUACUUCCCUUGCUAUGCUAAGUUAUUCGCUUUUCUCGUAUAGAAAGAUCUUUUGCAGUUAUUAUUUUUUUAAAAGAAGAGGAAAAAGGAAUACUGAAUUGGUUUAACAAUAGUUUUUACAUGUUUUUAUAAUCUUCAAAUUAUCAGUAUUAACAAAUUCUUUGAUAUGCAAUAGGAUGAGUUUUAAAAUAAAACUUGUUAGGAUCGAAUCAUUCUCAUAACUGACCCUCUCGUGUACUGCAAUAAAAUAACGGAAAAAAGAUAAUAUUUUUCUGAUGCUUCAAUUUUUGUACGGUUUUAUCCUUCUACGUCAUUAGAGUGUAACCAAAAAUGUUUUAGAGAAGUUACUAUAUUUGCUGACAGAUAAGGAACAAACGUGUCUUCCAGAUCUGAGGCAGCAUGUUAUUACAAGAAAGAAAAAUUUUCGAAAUUAAGCAGGGAUGAACGGACUCCAAAGAAUUUACUCGUAGGGUAUUUAUUACGCUUUGCCAUUACUAAUUAUUUUACGACUGUCAAGAUCUUAAGCUAUUAACUGAAGAAAAUAUAUUCGACACAGUGAUAAUUAUUUUGUCUAAUUUUACACUUCAAUUUACACAAAAUCGUUAAAAACAUAUUACAGAGAGAAGGACCACUGCUUUUUCAUCAAUCAGUAUCCACUCUGAUUUAAAUUAAACGAAAACAGACAAGCAUAGAUCAUAGAGAAUGGAGAGCAGAAAUAAUAAG
This is a messenger RNA of Pocillopora verrucosa, 3262 nucleotides long. Its product is annotated as slowpoke-binding protein-like. The record is from RefSeq and is a predicted model, not a curated record. NCBI's taxonomy places the organism in Eukaryota, Metazoa, Cnidaria, Anthozoa, Scleractinia, Pocilloporidae. Gene Ontology annotation, molecular function: actin binding.